AUGCUGCCGAUGUUUUCCUUCACUCGAGCCCUCCGUGAGGCUGCACCGGGUUUGUCGAGGAGAUUCUUCGACUGCAGCAGUCGCCGACAGAGCUCUCUAUUCGGCCAGGUGCCUAAGAUCUCCAAGCCAAAGACGAAGACAAGAAGCGAGCCGAUUGUACGUGUUCGACGCCUCAGCACACUCCCAAAUAGAUCCAUACGACAAUCUCAAACGUCGACGGUGUUCUCUCCCUGUCGUACGAGUGGGCAUGCGAUCGUGAGGAUCAAUGCACCGAAUCAAUUCAUUCGGGCAUUUUCUGCCUCCGCGCGAGCAAGAGCUACGGCCUCGGCAGAGGCAGAUGUGCAGGCCCCUGCGAAGGAAACUGAAAGCGGAGAAGCGGGAGACAAGAGCAGGAACGAGACUCAGGGCAAGCGUUCGUUCUUCCCUGAUACAUCAUCAAAUAUAGUGGCCUUCUGGCUUCUCGGGAGCGCGGCGAGCGUCUUCGGGAUCGUGGUAUUUGGUGGCCUCACGAGGCUCACAGAGUCAGGACCAAGCAAGGAAACUGACUUGUACAUUCCCAUGAUGAUCAGGCUGAGCAUCACAGAAUGGAAACCCGUCACAGGUUCUCUUCCGCCCAUGUCUGACGCAGACUGGGAAUCAGAAUUCGCUAAAUACCGCUCGAGUCCGGAGUUCCACAUGCUGAACUCGCGCAUGACUCUCGAAGAGUUUAAAUCCAUCUACUGGAUGGAAUGGAUCCAUCGACUCUGGGGACGCUUCAUAGGACUCAGCUUCGUGCUCCCAGCCGCGUAUUUUAUCGCUAGAAAACGAGUCUCGCGCUCGAUGGCUGGCCGACUGCUAGGUAUCGCAGGCUUGAUCGGUUUUCAAGGCUUCAUUGGGUGGUGGAUGGUGAAAUCCGGAUUGAAAGACGAUUUGUUCGCGCCGGGCUCGCAUCCGCGCGUCUCUCAGUACCGACUCACUGCCCAUCUAGGCACAGCCUUUAUUUGCUACCUCGCCAUGCUCUGGAACGGACUCGACAUCCUGCGCACGAACAAGAUCUUGUCUUUGCCCGCUAGUACCGCAGCCUCGACGCUCAACGCCCUCCGCAACCCCGCCCUCCGUACCUUCAAACGCUCCGUCUCCCUGCUCGCCGGCCUCGUCUACAUUACCGCCAUGUCUGGUGGACUCGUUGCUGGACUAGACGCCGGACUCAUCUACAACGAGUUCCCCUUCAUGGGACUCGGUCUGACGCCGCCCAAAAGCGAGCUCUGGGAUCAAUUCUACAGCCGAAACCCCGACCAUAGCGACCUGUGGUGGCGGAACAUGCUCGAGAACCCGAGUCUUGUACAGCUCGACCACCGCAUCCUCGCCACCACAACAUUCACCGCAGUCAUGGCGCUCUGGGCAUUCUCGCGCACCGGGACAAUGCAAAAAGUCCUCCCGCCCGCCGCGAGACGUGGCGUCCACGGCGUCGUCGGUUUCGUCGGGCUACAAGUCAUCCUCGGCAUAUCUACACUCUUGUACCUGGUCCCCACGGGCCUCGCGAGCGCGCAUCAAGCAGGUAGUCUUGCCCUGCUGACCUGGACGAUUGUUCUGGGAAGUCGUGUCUGGUUCCCCAAGCAGGCUGCGAGGAUUUUAGCCCAAAGGGCUCAAGCUCAUGUCAGUAGCAUCGGCAGUGUUGGGCGGGGUCGGCAGGGUGCAGCAGGGACGUUGGAAGCGUCUUGGAAACACUCCGGUGCUGCCACCGAGACGAGAACCGUGCUCCCUGCUAGUAUGGCAUCCGCUGUUACUGCGCUUGGAUUGAUGAUGAUGGGGUUAACGAUGGACGCGCAAAAGUCGGUGCGAGACCACAAGCAACUGCACGAGUCUUCGCAAGAUAUCAACACGGAGUUCGGCAAGUCAAAAUAG
This is a messenger RNA of Rhinocladiella mackenziei CBS 650.93, 1884 nucleotides long. RefSeq lists its product as uncharacterized. The record is from RefSeq and is a predicted model, not a curated record. The coding region runs from base 1 to 1884 and encodes 627 amino acids. NCBI's taxonomy places the organism in Eukaryota, Fungi, Ascomycota, Eurotiomycetes, Chaetothyriales, Herpotrichiellaceae. Gene Ontology annotation, biological process: heme A biosynthetic process. Gene Ontology annotation, molecular function: oxidoreductase activity, acting on NAD(P)H, heme protein as acceptor. The transcript has 2 exons. Gene Ontology annotation, cellular component: mitochondrial inner membrane.